AUGAGGUUUCUGCCGCUGGCCAGAGACAGAUAUCUGCCCUCAGCCCCCCUGGGCCUCUACUUCUCACGGGAUGCCUACUGGGAGAAGCUGUACGUGGACCAGCCGGCCGGCACGCCCCUGCUGUACGUGCACGCGCUGCGGGACGCCCCAGGGGAGGUGGCCAGUUUCCGCCUGGGCCAGCACCUCUACGGAGCCUACCGCACCCGGCUGCACGAAAACGAGUGGAUCCGCAUUCACGAGGACACUGGCCUUCUGUACCUCAACCGCAGCCUGGACCAGAGCACCUGGGAGAAGCUCAGCCUGCGCAAUGGCGGCUUCCCCCUGCUCACCAUCUUCCUCCAGGUCUUCCUGUCCCCCGCGUCCCUGCGCGAGGCCGAGUGCCAGUGGCCCGGCUGUGCACGCGUCUACUUCUCCUGCAUCAACUCCUCCUUCCCCGCCUGCAGCUCGCUCUCGUCCCGCGAGCUCUGCUUCCCGGAGACCGACCUCUCCUUCCGCAUCCGGGAGAACAAGCCGCCCGGCACCUUCCACCAGUUCCGGCUGCUGCCCGUGCAGUUCCUGUGCCCCAACAUCAGCGUGACCUACGGGCUCCUGGAAGGUGAGAACGGGCCCUUCCGCUGCGCCCCGGACAGCCUAGAGGUGAGCACGCUCUGGGCCCUGGACCGCGAGCAACGGGAGAAGUACGAGCUGGUGGCCAAGUGCACGGUGCGCGUGGGCGCGCGCGAGGAGGCCGUGAUGGUGCCCUUCCCCGUGACGGUCUACGAUGAGGACGACUCGCCGCCCACCUUCCCGGGGGGCGUGGACACCGCCGACGCCGUGGUGGAGUUCAGGCGCAAGGAGGGCACCGUGGUGGCCACGCUGCGUGUCUUCGAUGCGGACGUGGUGCCAGCGUCGGGAGAGCUGGUGAGGCGGUACACGAGCACCCUGCUCCCCGGGGACCCCUGGGCCCAGCAGACCUUCCGUGUAGAGCACGCCCCCAACGAGACCUUGGCUCUGGCCAACGACACCUUUGUGCGAGCGACAGUGCAUGACUACAGGCUGGUUCUCAACCGGAGCAUCCCGAUCUCAGAGAGCCGCACCCUGCAGCUGGCCGUGCUGGUCAACGACUCGGACUUCCAGGGCCCCAGGGCAGGGGUGCUCCUCCUCCAUUUCAACGUGUCCGUGCUGCCCGUCAGUCUGCACCUGCCUGAGGCCUAUGCUUUCUCUGUGAGCAGAAGGGCCCGCCGCUACGCCCAGAUUGGCAAGGUGUGCGUGGAGCACUGCCGAGAGUUCAGGGGCAUCCACGUCCAGUACAAGCUGCAGCCCUCCAGUGCCAACUGCAGCGCCCUGGGCGUGCUCACCUCGGCCGAGGACAGCUCCGGGACCGUGUUUGUGAACGCCUCGGAGCCCCUGCGGCGGCCGGAGUGCGCCGAGCUGCAGUACACGGUGGUGGCCACCGACCGGCAGACGCGCAGGCAGGCACAGGCCCCGCUGCUCGUCACCGUGGAGGGGACGUACGUGGCCGAGGAGGCAGGCUGCCCCCUGUCCUGUGCAGUCAGCAAGAGGCGGCCCGAGUGUGAGGAGUGCGGUGGCCUGGGCUCCCCGACGGGCAGGUGCGAAUGGCGGCAAGGCGAUGGCAAAGGGAUCAGCAGGAAUUUCUCCACCUGCUCCCCCAGCACCAAGACCUGCCCCGACGGCCACUGUGACACCGUGGAGAGCAGAGACCCGAACAUCUGCCCCCAGGACUGCCUCCGGGGAAGCAUCGUUGGGGGACACGAGCCCGGGGAGCGCCGGGGGAUCAGAGCUGGCUAUGGAAUCUGCAACUGCUUCCCGGAGGAGAAGAAGUGUUUCUGUGAGCCGGAGGACAGCCAGGGCCCGCUGUGUGACGAGCUGUGCCGCACGGUGAUCGCCGCCGCCGUGCUCUUCUCUUUCAUCGUCUCGGUCCUGCUCUCCACCUUCUGCAUCCACCGCUACCACAAGCAUGCGCACAAGCCGCCCAUCGCCUCGGCCGAGAUGACCUUCUGCAGGCCCGCCCAGGCCUUCCCGGUCAGCUACUCCUCGUCCGGGGCCCGCCGGCCCUCGCUCGACUCCAUGGAGAACCAGGUCUCCGUGGAUGCCUUCAAGAUCCCGGAGGAUCCAAAGUGGGAAUUCCCGCGGAAGAACUUGGUUCUUGGAAAGACUCUGGGAGAAGGCGAGUUUGGAAAAGUGGUCAAGGCGACAGCCUUCCGUCUGAAGGGCAGAGCCGGGUACACCACGGUGGCUGUGAAGAUGCUGAAAGAGAACGCCUCCCCCAGCGAGCUGCGGGACCUCCUGUCCGAGUUCAACCUGCUCAAGCAGGUGAACCACCCCCACGUCAUCAAGCUGCACGGGGCCUGCAGCCAGGAUGGGCCACUGCUCCUGAUCGUGGAGUACGCCAAGUACGGCUCCCUGCGUGGCUUCCUGCGGGACAGCCGCAAGGUGGGGCCGGGCUACGUGGGCGGCGGAGGCGGCCGCAACUCGGGCUCCCUGGACCACCCGGACGAGCGGGCCCUGACCAUGGGCGACCUCAUCUCCUUCGCCUGGCAGAUCUCACGGGGGAUGCAGUACCUGGCUGAGAUGAAGCUGGUCCAUCGGGACCUGGCCGCCAGAAACAUCCUUGUGGCUGAGGGGCGAAAGAUGAAGAUUUCGGAUUUUGGGCUGUCCCGAGAUGUUUAUGAAGAGGAUUCCUACGUAAAGAGGAGCAAGGGUCGGAUUCCAGUUAAGUGGAUGGCAAUCGAGUCCCUUUUUGAUCAUAUCUACACCACCCAAAGUGAUGUGUGGUCCUUUGGUGUCCUGCUGUGGGAGAUCGUGACCCUGGGGGGCAACCCCUACCCCGGGAUUCCUCCUGAGCGGCUCUUCAACCUUCUAAAGACCGGCCACCGGAUGGAGAGGCCGGACAACUGCAGCGAAGAAAUGUACCGCCUGAUGCUGCAAUGCUGGAAGCAGGAACCAGACAAGAGGCCGGUGUUUGCCGACAUCAGCAAAGACCUGGAGAAGAUGAUGGUUAAGAGCAGAGACUACCUAGACCUGGCUGCGUCCACGCCGUCCGACUCGCUGCUUUACGAGGAUGGUCUCUCAGAAGAAGAGACACCCCUGGUGGACUGUAAUAAUGCUCCCCUCCCUCGCGCCCUUCCUUCCACAUGGAUUGAAAACAAACUCUAUGGCAUGUCAGACCCGAGCUGGCCCGGAGAGAGUCCUGUACCACUCACGAGAACUGAUGGCACUAACCCUGGGUUCCCAAGAUAUGCAAAUGAUAGUGUAUAUGCUAACUGGAUGGUUUCACCCUCAGCGGCAAAACUAACGGACACCUUUGAUAGUUAACAUUCCUUUGAGAAAGGUAACGGACUCGCCAGGGGGAAGAAACAGGCCGAGCAUGGAGAGCCACCAGCGCCGGCUCCUUCGGUGCACAUCCCACUGGCCAAGCCAAGUUCAGUUACCAAGGUGGCAGAC
Messenger RNA from Lepus europaeus (European hare), 3444 nucleotides. RefSeq names its product ret proto-oncogene (gene RET). The record is from RefSeq and is a predicted model, not a curated record. Gene Ontology annotation, biological process: homophilic cell-cell adhesion; positive regulation of kinase activity; protein phosphorylation. Gene Ontology annotation, molecular function: transmembrane receptor protein tyrosine kinase activity; ATP binding; calcium ion binding. Gene Ontology annotation, cellular component: signaling receptor complex; axon; membrane. The coding region runs from base 1 to 3315 and encodes 1104 amino acids. NCBI's taxonomy places the organism in Eukaryota, Metazoa, Chordata, Mammalia, Lagomorpha, Leporidae. The transcript has 20 exons.